AUGAUACUUUCAGUGGAAACCCGAUUAGUAGUUCUGUAGAUUAUCAGAUUCUAUAAAUUAAUAGUUCUGUAAAUUAUUAAUUGUCUUACUUUUCAUCGCAGAAAUUCUGGAUUCUGUUAAAGAGGAUAAUUUAUUGUUACUUUCUGAUCUCGGCUUUAGAAGCCGAAGAAUGCAAUAGCGUGAAUUAUGUCGAGAGUCUUUCUUUUGUCAAGUUUCUUAAAUUCAAUCGCAAAAAUUUCUCGAUGACUAGACUAAUUUUGGAAGGAGACAUCUCGAAAAUUAAUCUGAUCAGAAAGGGAGAACCAUUGCAAUAUGAAAAUUUCGACAUAAACUUGAUAACGUUCGCUUGUAAUGACAAAGACAGAGCGUCGAUGGAAUACGCCCUAGAUCUCGAACUGAAAUGA
This is a messenger RNA of Heterotrigona itama, 404 nucleotides long. The record is from the annotation of a GenBank genome assembly. Lineage: Eukaryota; Metazoa; Arthropoda; Insecta; Hymenoptera; Apidae.